Messenger RNA from Besnoitia besnoiti, 876 nucleotides. RefSeq lists its product as uncharacterized. The record is from RefSeq and is a predicted model, not a curated record. NCBI's taxonomy places the organism in Eukaryota, Apicomplexa, Conoidasida, Eucoccidiorida, Sarcocystidae. The coding region runs from base 1 to 876 and encodes 291 amino acids. The transcript has 9 exons.
AUGAAAGGAAGCACUGCUGUGGCUCUAUGCCUUGUUUCUUCGCUGUCGGUGGCUGCUGCUGCUUCUGUCAUGGCCCCCACAGUACAAAGUGGAAUGACAGUGUCCGUCUUACGAGUAGCCUCUGCUGCCGGUCAGCCUUCUCAAAUCCUCGUGGGGUCUGACCGGACACAGUACUCUGUCGGUGUGGAUUCCUCGGGGAACUUCAUUAUAGCAAGUAAUACUUCUCCUCUACUCGUGGUCAGCCCAGAUGACGACAUGACGGUGACGGCCAGAAAUUUUUCUGCCUCAUCACUUGACUUGAGAGGCGACUUACAGGUCAACGGGGUCAAGCAGUUUCGCAUUGCCGCCCGCGAAGAUCUCUCAUCGGGGGAGGCCACAGGAUGGGAUAACCCUGCCUCGGAAGAUAUAGUAUCAAAAUGUGCUGGCAUUACUAUGCUGGGCGGCUUCGGAAAAUUUGCCCGGGGUGAAGUUACGAAAAACUUUGGAAAGCUGCCACCUCAUACAGAGCUGCGGGUUAAAGCCACUUUCCACUUCAUUGACGCAUGGGCGGGAGAAACCGCUUUCAUGCGGCUGAGCAUCGGAGAGCAUGGGAAGCUCACCCACGUGUGGGCAGAACGUCACUCACAGGAUAUGGAGCAGGAGGCGGUGAAUGUUUGUGGAGGCGCUGUCGGAGAAGGGAAGUUUGCGGUACCAAUUGAUGUUAGUGUCUCACACAGCAGCGACAACGUCACAGUUGGUUUCGGGACUACGAUGCAAGAAGACGAUCCCUUCGAUCAAUCUUGGGGAGUGAGCUACACUAGUUGUUCCCACCUUGCCACGCCGACAGGAUGCACAAUUCUCAGGUCUCCGGGAUUGAGAUAUAUGUUCGAUAGAUGA